AUGGAGCUGGAAGAGUCUGCGGAAGCCGACUAUAUGAAAGGAGUGAAACAUCUCUGCGAGUGUGAAGUCAAGAGGGUCCCCACCAAGUACAUACUACCCGUCCCUGAUCGCACGCAGGCCGAGCCCGACCUUCUCGAGCUCCCCAUCGUCGACAUCUCCGACCUCCACCCCGGCUCCGCCGGCCGAGAACGAGCUCUCUCUUCCCUCGCCGACGCCUGCCGGAAAUACGGCCUCUUUCAGGUUCCUGACCAUCUCCUCUCUCUGUCUCUCUCUUUCUCACUCUAUCUUUCUCCCUCUAAAGUGGAGGAGGGUAACGCUGGGUUUUAGGUGGUGAACCAUGGGCUGCCGGGGGAGGUGCUCCGGAGCAUGAUCGAGGUGAGCAGGAGUUUCUUCAAGCUGCCGUUGAAGGAGAGAGAGAGGUUCAUGUCGUCGGAGGUACUCUCUCCGGUGAGAUACGGCACCAGCUUCAACCAGACCAUGGACGGCGUCUUCUGCUGGAGGGACUUCCUCAAGCUCACCUCCCAUCCCCUCCCCGAGGUUCUCUCCCUUUGGCCCGCCUCUCCCCCAGACCUCAGGUAAGCCCCCCUUCCCUUCCACCUCUGGUUCGGAGAACUGAAGAAGAAGAAGAAGAAGAAGCAACUAACCAACCGUUCGAGAGGUGGCCUGUCUCAGGGAGGUGGCGGUCUCCUACGCUCGGGAGACGAGGAACCUCUUCCUGGACCUCAUGGCAGCGAUCAUGGAGACGCUCGGCGUGGAGGACGCGAAGAUGAUGGAGAAGUUCAGGGAGGGGAGCCAGCUGAUGGUGCUCAACUUCUUCCCGCCAUGCCCGCAGCCGGAGCUGACUCUGGGAAUGCCCCCUCACUCCGACUACGGCUUCCUCACCGUCCUCCUCCAGGAUGGAGUCAACGGGCUCCAAAUGCAGCACCAGGGCCGCUGGGCCACCGUCAACGCCGCCGCUGGCUCCCUCCUCGUCAACGUCGGCGACCACCUCGAGGCACCGCCCUCUUAAACCCUAAACCCUUAUUAUCUCUCAUCUCCUCCCUCCCUCCCUCAGUCCUCCUCAAGCGGGUGAAUACCAUUUGACUUUCUCCUUCUCUCUCAGAUAUUCAGCAACGGCAAGUACAAGAGCGUGCUGCACCGGGUCUUCGUCAACGCCACCUCCCCGCGGGUUUCGGUAGCGUCGCUCCACAGCCUCUCCCCCGCCGCCGUGGUCAGCCCUUCGCCGCAGCUCGUCACCGCCAGCGAGCCACGGCGGUAUAUGGACACCGGCUUCGCCGCCUUCCUCCACCACCUCUCCUCGCGGGGCACCACAGCCAAGAGCUUCCUCGAGUCGCGGAAGCUCGCCCACUAG
Messenger RNA from Spirodela intermedia, 1351 nucleotides. Lineage: Eukaryota; Viridiplantae; Streptophyta; Magnoliopsida; Alismatales; Araceae. The record is from the annotation of a GenBank genome assembly.